AUGCCUGCAAGAUCUGGGCGGGUGCGAGGACUAGUGGCUGAGUGGCGCGCCGGAAUGGCAGCCCUGCUACGAUUUGUUCGCGGGAGACCUGAGCGCGACGGUGCUGCCGUCGUCGUCUGCUCAUCGCCCUCAUCGAUCGGUACGUCCUUCGCUUCUCGCUUUUGUACACUCACUGACAACGACCUUCUCGCCGCCUCUCUUCGGAGCCUCAAGACUUGCUUCCUCUUCUCGACCUCGCCUUCGACCACUGUCCCCGCCUAG
Molecule: messenger RNA, 261 nt
Organism: Schizophyllum commune H4-8
Lineage: Eukaryota; Fungi; Basidiomycota; Agaricomycetes; Agaricales; Schizophyllaceae
Exons: 1
Coding region: 1-261 (86 amino acids)
Source: RefSeq, a predicted model, not a curated record